CACAUCCUCAUCCAUUCAUCCUUAUCUUCCUUAACACCCCUAAAUAAACUGUUAUAUAAUCAUUGAUAAAUACAGAAUUGGUACAUACAUAUCUCUUGUGUUGGUAAGGGAUCAUUAAGAAGAAGCUAAGUAACAAGAUGCCUAGAGUAUAUGCAGUCAGGGGGCCUGAAGAUGAGGAGCAGUCGAACACGGUGAGAGCUGCUUUGGCUGAGUUUCUGUCUACCUUCAUCUUUGUCUUUGCCGGUGAAGGCUCCGUUCUUGCUCUUGAUAAGAUGUACAGGGACAAGGGUUUGGGAGCUGCAAGUCUGCUUGUGAUUGCACUUGCACAUGCCUUAUCCCUCUUUGCUGCGGUGGCUUCUGCUGCCAACACUUCGGGUGGCCAUGUCAACCCGGCUGUGACCUUUGGCGCUUUGGUAGGGGGGAGAAUCUCUGUAAUGCGUGCAGUUCUCUAUUGGGUUGGUCAGCUCUUAGGUGCUGUUGUUGCCUCCCUCUUGCUCAGGUUCUCCACGGAUGGCAUGAGACCACUUGGAUUCGAGGUGGCUGCAGGUGUGGGGACCUGGCAUGCAUUGCUGAUGGAAAUUGUACUAACUUUUGGUCUUGUCUACACCGUGUUUGCAACUGCUAUUGAUCCGAAAAGAGGUCACUUGGGGACAAUUGCACCCCUGGCAAUUGGAUUAAUAGUUGGGGCAAAUGUGCUGGUGGGGGGACCUUUUUCAGGUGCAUCCAUGAAUCCGGCAAGGGCAUUUGGACCAGCUUUGGUAGGGUGGAGGUGGAACAACCAUUGGAUCUAUUGGCUCGGUCCUUUCAUUGGUGCAGCACUGUCCGGUUUGAUCUAUGAGUUCGGGAUCAUAGAAUCAGAGGCCAUCCCGCACCAUACUCAUACCCAUCACCAGCCUUUGGCUCCAGAGGACUACUAGCUUGUUUCGUUGUUUGCUAUUGUCCUAGUUUGUAUUUGGUGUUCUGUUUCAAGGAGCUGUGUUAACUAAGUCUGUUGAUUCAGACAGUUGUGUAUUGUGCUUUGUUGAACCCUUUUGUUUGUGUUGAUUUUGUUCCAGUGUUAAAUAAAUGCAGUUAUUAAACUGUUACUGCAA
This is a messenger RNA of Daucus carota subsp. sativus, 1091 nucleotides long. RefSeq names its product probable aquaporin TIP3-2. The transcript has 3 exons. The record is from RefSeq and is a predicted model, not a curated record. The coding region runs from base 138 to 917 and encodes 259 amino acids. Gene Ontology annotation, molecular function: water channel activity. Lineage: Eukaryota; Viridiplantae; Streptophyta; Magnoliopsida; Apiales; Apiaceae. Gene Ontology annotation, biological process: transmembrane transport; water transport. Gene Ontology annotation, cellular component: membrane.